AUCGUACAUUUGUUAAAGAUCAAGAAACCCAAGGCUAUCAAGUGAUCGACCAUCAAAAUGACAACCUAUCGACCACCUCAUUAUGGAAAUACUCAAGAACCAUUAGUGGAUCCAGCGGAAUUACCUAAUCAUAUUCCCAAAGUAAAAGAGUUGGGUGUUACAUCUGCUCCACUUAAAAGCGCUUCAUUCUUUAUGGGUUCAUUUUGUAAACCUUUCACUGAGGAUUUUAUGCUUUGUAAAGCUGAAGAUGGGAACCCAGAACAUUGUUUGAAAGAAGGACGUCGAGUGACUAGAUGCGCUCAAGAUGCGAUUGCCAAGAUCAAAUCAAGUUGUUUGGAAGAGUUUAAUUCACAUUGGCAAUGUCUCGAAAUGAACAAUCAAAAAUUCGAAUACUGCCGAAAACCCGAAAAGACUUUCAAUGGAUGUCUAUAUGAUAAACUACAAUGGAAAAAAGAAAUCCCUGGCGCUCCUGUUGAUCAAGAACCUAUUCAUGAAAAAAAGAGUCCAAUCUAUGGUCGAAUUCAGCGGUAAAAAUCUUAUAUUUUAAACAUUUAGGGACUUGAAUUCCUAAGAUGUAGUAUAAGACAUCUCAAAUUUGUCAGUCAUCGAUCACUAAUUGGUGAUAAAUCUCGAGAGUCAUUUAUGUUCUCUUGGAUUUAUCUAGUUUGGGGUUCUAUUUGACUAUCUUGUUAUGUUUGUUUGGUUUCAUGUAACAUUUUC
Melampsora larici-populina 98AG31 is the source of this 720-nucleotide messenger RNA. RefSeq lists its product as uncharacterized. The record is from RefSeq and is a predicted model, not a curated record. The transcript is spliced from 6 exons. The coding region runs from base 58 to 531 and encodes 157 amino acids. Gene Ontology annotation, biological process: mitochondrial electron transport, NADH to ubiquinone. NCBI's taxonomy places the organism in Eukaryota, Fungi, Basidiomycota, Pucciniomycetes, Pucciniales, Melampsoraceae.